This is a messenger RNA of Maniola jurtina (meadow brown), 3226 nucleotides long. RefSeq names its product integrin alpha-4-like. Gene Ontology annotation, biological process: cell-cell adhesion; cell adhesion mediated by integrin; cell-matrix adhesion. Gene Ontology annotation, cellular component: integrin complex; external side of plasma membrane. Lineage: Eukaryota; Metazoa; Arthropoda; Insecta; Lepidoptera; Nymphalidae. The coding region runs from base 155 to 3097 and encodes 980 amino acids. Gene Ontology annotation, molecular function: integrin binding. The record is from RefSeq and is a predicted model, not a curated record. The transcript is spliced from 26 exons.
AAAAAUUUACCUCAUAUAGUUUAUUUAAGCAUUCAUGCGCUAAUGAUGUCAAAACGAUUGGUUACUUUAUAAUAUUUCCUUACUUGAUAUUCCGAUUCAAUUAUUUCAGUUAUAAUGAUUUUGUGUUAAGUGUUUGUUAUAUUGACUUACAAUAAUGACAGGAAAUCUUCUAUUUUGGUUCAUUUUGGUGGUAAAGGCGAAGGCAGUUACCUUCCUCCACGACCCUUCGUAUGUAGAAAUAAUGCCACCAGAAAAAGCCACAGAUUUCGGUUCAACCUUGGCUUAUCAUACUAAAAUGCAAAGCUUGGUGGUCGGCGCACCCUUCAGCGAUUUAAAUGGGAAAGUAUAUCAAUGCCCCAUAAAUGGUGAUGUAUUGAAAAACAAGAAAAUAGUGUGCAGCCAACUUCCUAUAAACAUCACCAAAGAAGUUCCAAACUAUAGCAGAUCAAAAAGUCCAGACCAGCACUUCGGGCUCGGAGCUUCUAUAAGUGUUACGCCUGAGUAUAUCUUCACCUGUGCCCCGUUGCUAACCUUAGAUAUUCCUACAUCGGGUGGCAAUAUGUUUGGUGCAUGUGGUACCUGUUUUGUUAGCAAUGGGACAACAACAAACCGCUACGUUGGCAUCGUAGAACAAUAUGAACAAGACAUGAACACGAAACAUACUACCAAAAUUGAUAUUAAUCAUUUCUAUGGAGGUGUUGGCUGGACCACGUUAUCAGACGUUGCCAAUAAGUUGAUAAUCCUAGCCAAGCCCAUGCCUGUUAGUACUUUAAACUUUGUAGACAUGGACCAACCGUUAAUGGCAGUCAAAGAGGUAGAUGCUGUACACGAGAAUGUGGCAGCUAAUUACAAAUAUAUAGGUGGUGCAUUGGCUUAUGGAACGUUUUUCAAGGGUUAUCCAAAAUUAUACGCAUUUAGCGCAGAUAGAGAUAUGAGGUUUGGUUUUAUUGCAUUUCUUUCAUAUAACGAUCAAGUCAAGAAGAUGGACUUAUUGAAAUUUGGAACUCGCAGACCUAAAGUAGUGUUGAUAAAAGACGAUAAAGUUGGUUCAAUGUUCGGCUCGACACUUCACAGCGCAAACCUUUGUAACAGUAACUAUACGGAUUUACUUGUGGGUGCGCCCGCGCAGGUGAACGUUGAAGGAGGUUACGAAAGCGGCGCUGUUCAUAUUUAUACGGGAGGUGUUCCUCUUGAUACCGAGUUUCCAAGGUUCAAAAGAUUGUGUAUAUACAGUAACAAGGAUGCUUCAAGGUUUGGGUCCAGCAUUACUACCACCGACCUUGAUGAAGAUGGCUAUCCAGAAAUUUUUAUAAGUGCUCCCUACGAAGAUGGUGGGAAGGGCUCUGUAUACAUCAUUUCUGGAUACGAGGUGAACCAGCUCUUCAGUAAGAUAAAGACAUUGGAUAUCCAGUCAGUUCCAAUUUCUGACUUGGUCCACACGCAAAUAAUUCAAAAUCCAGGACUACAGACCUUGGGGUUUAGUCUCCAGGCUUUGCCGGUGCCACCUUUUGAUGAAUCUGGAGCGUACUUUUUGGCCAUAGGCUCUCCCAAAAGCAGUAAAGUUGCAUUAUAUCGUAGUAUACCCAUAAUUAAAGUGGAUAUAAAAGCACGACUCAAGGAUGUUGAAAGAGUUAGAGAACAAGACAAAAAUUUUACAGUGUCUGUAAUUGUGGACAUAACAUACCCAUCAAAUCUGAAAGUGAUUACUGGAAAAAUCAUAAUAACAACGAGGAUAGAAGGUGACGCAGGAUGGAUAGAAAAAGACAAUUAUUAUGAAAUUAUGUUAUCAAAAAAACCAACUCACAAUGUUACCGAUGUUGUUGUUUUGUUGGGUAACUACAAAAAGGGUUUAUACAAGUUUAAUGCAACAGUGCAGUCAGCUACCGAAAAUUUAAAACGUAAAGAUUUCGACUCAUCGUUAGUGGACAUAAGUCCACUUAGUAAAACCACGGUGGAGUUCAGUAUCAUGCGAGAAUGUCAGGGGGAGGACUGCGUGCCAAAUUUGUCCUUGACGUUCCAGUGGUUGGGCAGCAACAAAACGCACUACACCCUCGGUUCGACUGCAUCUGAGACCAUGUCACUGGUCGUUCAAAACGACGGUGGCGCAACCUUUGGAUCUUGUGCUCGUAUUAAAGUCACUGGAGCAAAGGUAGAACUUCUAGAAUGUAACACCGAGGAAGGCUGGUACAAAUGCGAUCUGACCGAUAUUGAGAGGUAUACGACGCGCAGUAUACCAAUUCACCUGGAUAUGAGCAAACCCACGAACAAGGAAUCAAGUCUUAUGAUAGAGGUUAUGCUGUAUAACGUUUGCACUAAACCUAACAUGGAGAACUAUACCAAAACGAUACCGUACGAGUUCAACACAGACGGCAUUUACUUCAACAGUACGAACUUCAAUCAAAUUAUCACGGAUGUUGAAAUCGAGGAUGUGGAAGCGGGCCCAUAUUACAUAGACAUCAACGAGUUAUUUACGGUGACGAAUAAAGGAAUAAUGGCAUGGAGUUCAUUGCCUUUGGAGAUUUAUUUACAAGAGGAAUCUUUUAUCGCGGACUAUUUAAUACAAAUCGAUGUAGGUGACUGUACAAAGGAUGAGGUGCAACUCAAAUAUAAUUGUGUCGUGGACCUUGAACCAGAUACUACUGUAAAAGUGCAAGGCACUGUUACCUUAGUUAAAGAUAAAAUUAGGGAAAUCUUAAUAAAAGAUAAAUUAAAAGUAGUCUCUCAUUUUAAAUUGCACAUGAAGCCAACUGUGAGGACACUCGAUAAAAUGUAUAUAACAAAAAUUCUGUAUCAAAAGACCACAAGCCUAAAGAACAACAUUUACAUGGUUAUUGCUAUAGCUGUUUCUUUGGGUGUCUUCGUGAUGGCUAUCAUUAUAAUCGCAUUGUUCAAAGGCGGUUUUUUCAAGAGGAAGGAGAAACAGAAAUUGGUUGAACUAAAACACGAGAUAAGAAAACAGAGUAUCCGCCGGCCUGCAAUCGAUGACCUUCCUCAGUGUGUGAUAGGGCCUGAAUCUGAAGACCAAGACCAAGAUAAUGGAAGCACAGGAACUAGCUCUAGUGAAAAGUUAUUAUUGUUGUUAUCAGCAAAGCCUUGACGACGACUUCGACCAAAGGAAAAAACCAGAAACUCGAACGUAUGGUGAUGACGAUGCUAGUAGAGAAUCUUAUAACAAUUUAUUAUAAUGAAUCUACAAUAUUAUUUGUAAAUAUUAGCCCUUAUUGUU